This is a messenger RNA of Arvicanthis niloticus (Nile rat), 4039 nucleotides long. It is a transcript of the gene Eps8, whose product is annotated as EGFR pathway substrate 8, signaling adaptor. The record is from RefSeq and is a predicted model, not a curated record. Lineage: Eukaryota; Metazoa; Chordata; Mammalia; Rodentia; Muridae. Gene Ontology annotation, cellular component: ruffle membrane; plasma membrane; vesicle. Gene Ontology annotation, molecular function: actin binding. Gene Ontology annotation, biological process: regulation of Rho protein signal transduction; Rho protein signal transduction; positive regulation of ruffle assembly.
AGUUCUCCAUCAAUGCUUCCCAUUGUUAUUUGCCUCUCUGUUAGUCUCCCCACCUUGGGCAAGGGCUUUACCUUCUCUGUGGGGAUUAUUUCCUCAUUAAAAAGAGGAGGAAGUCUUAGCUAAGGCCUGAGAGAGUCCAAAGGAGAGACUUUGUUGAGUAUAGCAGAACACUGUACUGAAGCAGAGUCCCUCCCUCUCUGUAUGAACCAAAGGUCACUGGACACAUCCGUGAGCAGGGAGCGAUGCCCUCUCAGUCUUGCCUUGACAGUUGCUUGGAGGAGCUUUACCUGAGCAGUACAAGAGGAACAGAGGCGUGAGAGUCGGCAUGAAUGGUCAUAUGUCUAACCACCCCAGUGGUUAUGGGAUCUACCCUUCUCAACUGAAUGGUUACGGAUCUUCACCACCCUACUCCCAGAUGGACAGAGAACCCAGCUCAAGAACAAGUGCAAAGGCCCUGUAUGAACAAAGGAAGAACUAUGCCCGAGACAGUAUCAGCAGUGUGUCGGACGUGUCCCAGUACCGAGUGGAACACCUGACCACCUUUGUGCUGGAUCGGAAGGAUGCUAUGAUCACUGUUGAUGACGGAAUAAGAAAGUUGAAGUUGCUGGAUGCCAAGGGCAAAGUGUGGACUCAAGAUAUGAUCCUCCAAGUGGAUGACCGGGCAGUGAGCCUGAUUGACUUAGAAUCAAAGAAUGAAUUGGAGAAUUUUCCUCUAAACACAAUCCAGCACUGUCAAGCAGUGGUGCACGCAUGCAGCUAUGAUUCCAUUCUUGCCUUGGUAUGCAAAGAGCCAACACAGAACAAGCCAGACCUCCAUCUUUUCCAGUGUGAUGAGGUUAAGGCAAACCUAAUUAGUGAAGACAUUGAAAGCGCAAUCAGUGACAGUAAAGGCGGGAAACAGAAGAGGCGGCCCGAGACCCUGAGGAUGAUUGCAAAAGCAGAUCCUGGCAUCCCUCCUCCUCCCAGAGCUCCCGCGCCCGUGCCACCAGGGACUGUCACACAGGUGGACGUUAGGAGUCGAGUAGCAGCCUGGUCUGCCUGGGCAGCUGACCAGGGUGACUUCGAGAAGCCCCGGCAGUACUACGAACAAGAAGAGACUCCGGAGAUGAUGGCAGCCCGGAUUGACAGGGAUGUGCAAAUCUUAAACCAUAUUUUGGAUGACAUUGAGUUUUUUAUCACAAAGCUCCAAAAAGCCGCUGAAGCAUUUUCUGAGCUUUCUAAAAGGAAGAAAAGCAAGAAAAGUAAAAGGAAAGGACCUGGAGAGGGUGUUUUAACACUGAGGGCAAAACCGCCACCUCCUGAUGAAUUUAUUGACUGUUUCCAGAAGUUUAAACAUGGAUUCAACCUUCUGGCCAAGCUGAAGUCCCAUAUCCAGAACCCGAGUGCUUCGGAUCUGGUUCAUUUUUUGUUUACUCCUCUAAAUAUGGUGGUCCAGGCAACAGGUGGCCCUGAACUGGCCAUUUCGGUACUCAGCCCACUGUUGACGAAAGACACAGUUGAUUUCUUAAAUUAUACAGUCACUUCAGAGGAGCGGCAGCUGUGGAUGUCACUGGGAGAGUCCUGGAUGAAAGUGAGAGCAGAGUGGCCGAAAGAACAGUUCAUCCCACCUUACGUGCCGAGGUUCCGCAGCGGCUGGGAGCCCCCGAUGCUGAACUUCAUGGGCGCGCCCACAGAGCAAGACAUGUAUCAGCUGGCCGAGUCUGUGGCCAACGCAGAACACCAGCGCAAACAGGACAGCAAGAGGCUGUCCACAGAGCAUUCCAAUGUGUCCGACUAUCCUCCAGCCGAUGGGUAUACAUUCAGUAACAGCAUGUACCACAGAGGACCACACGUGGACCAAGGGGAGGCUGCCAUGCCUUUCAAGUCAACUCCUAAUCGCCAUGUAGAUAGAAAUUAUGACUCGGGCAAAACACAACCCAAGAAAUACGCCAAGUCCAAGUACGACUUCGUGGCGAGGAACAGCAGCGAGCUCUCGGUUAUGAAGGAUGAUGUCUUAGAGAUACUUGAUGAUCGAAGGCAGUGGUGGAAAGUCCGGAAUUCCAGUGGAGACUCUGGGUUUGUGCCAAAUAACAUUCUGGAUAUCAUGAGACCUCCGGAAUCUGGAGUGGGGCGCGCUGAUCCCCCAUACACGCAUACCAUACAGAAACAAAGGACGGAAUACGGUCCGAGAUCAGCUGAUACUCCUUCCGCCCCAUCACCCCCUCCAACGCCAGCACCGGUUCCGGUCCCCCUUCCACCUUCUGUACCAGCACCCGUCCCUGUGCCCAAGGUUCCAGCAAAUGUCACCCGUCAGAACAGCAGCUCCAGCGACAGUGGGGGCAGCAUUGCGCGGGACAGCCAGAGAUACAAACAGCUCCCAGUGGACCGAAGGAAGUCUCAGAUGGAAGAGGUGCAGGAUGAACUCUUCCAGAGGCUGACCAUCGGGCGCAGUGCCGCACAGAGGAAGUUCCACGUGCCACGGCAGAACAUUCCAGUGAUCAAUAUCACUUACGACUCCUCACCGGAAGAAGUAAAGACCUGGCUGCAGUCAAAGGGCUUCAACCCUGUGACGGUCAAUAGCCUCGGAGUGUUGAACGGAGCACAACUCUUUUCUCUCAACAAAGAUGAACUGAGGUCCGUCUGUCCCGAAGGUGCCAGAGUCUUUAGCCAAAUCACUGUUCAGAAAGCUGCUCUGGAGGACAAUAAUGGAAGCUCUGAGUUACAAGAAAUCAUGCGGAGGCGACAGGAGAAGAUCAGCGCCGCUGCCAGCGACUCAGGAGUGGAGUCUUUCGACGAGGGGAGCAGCCACUGAUUCCUCGAACUCUGUUAUUCUUGGCAUGGUUGUCGGACAGUGUUGGAUAUGCUUUGUUUGAAGAAGCCUUGAAGGGAAUGUCAAAUCUGUCAUCUUGGUAUAUGUAAUUUAUUGCCAUAAGAGGAAGCAGUAUAUACCCAAGUAAGCAGAGAACUCACUGCUUCUGUGCCCAUUGUUUUGAUUAAAACUGAGAAGUGGACAGGUGAGAUGGCUCAGCAAGUAAAGGUGCUUGCCGCCAAGCCCAAUGACCUGAGUUCGAGACCCUAGGCCUACAUGGUAGAAGGAGAGAGCUGGCUUCUGCAAGUUGUCCUCUGACCACCACGCAUAAAUAAACAAGUAACAAAUGUAAUUUUAAAACUUUUUUGAAAAAUUUAAUUUAAAAAAAAAAAAAAAAACAGAAGUUUUAAACUGUUCUCAGCUUAGGAAAUAUUUUUUCCCACUUAUCUAAGGUGUAUUCCCCUUUGCUACAUUAAUUAUCACAGCCUUGUUUGGUGAGAUGAGUGGGGACACUUUACAAUGGCAACUUUAUUCAUUGCAAAAGAUUUUAGCCAUCAAUGAAAAGUCUCAGCUUUCAGUGACUGGGAUGCCUGUCGCCCGGGAGGAGGCUCAGUUAGGCUGCCCUCUGCUUACUUGAGGUCUGUCCUCUGGCAUACCCAAUGAGAGUGUAUUUACCUUUAUUUAAAGCUCUUAAUGCCAACAGUUUUAAAAAAUCACAUUUGAAUGAACUGUACAAUGUAGCCAGACCUUGAACGUGCGGAUCGAAUAGGAGACUAUAAUAUAUUCCCAAGAAACCUUGUUCCUCUCAGCUCUGUUGAUUGCAAAACUUUGCAUAGAUUAUGCUUUGAUUUAGUUUCCCUUCUGCUUAUUAUGUAAACUGUAAUUAAACACGAGAAAGCACAAGUCAAGAGUGAGACACAUGCACUCACAAUCAAUCGAAGUAGCCCACGUUGGUGUUUAUUACAGUAUUUUGCUUAAUGAAGGCCUCAGUUAUAAAUAUUGAUAUAAAUAAGUAGUCAAAGGAUAUUGGGCCAUUGUAUGUGUUUUAUCUGUGUAACAGGGACACUUAAUUUACAUGUGCUUUAACCCCACGGAAGAGUCUAGAUAGAGAGGAGACGCAUAGCUAACCUUCAACAAAUGUUAUUUUUGGAAACACAGGUUUUGUCAUUAAACAUAAUGUUAUUUCACAUAUAUAAAGAAGAUGUUAUGUAAGAAUGUUGUAUAUUUUAACAUAAAUCCAUUUAGAGAGAU